UCCGCAGCCACCGAGCCGAACAAAAAUAAAUGUGACACACGCGCGUGACGUAGUUCCGUUUCCUGUCAGCUGAGUUGUGUUUUCUUGCGGCGCGGAGGCUUCCCGGUUUUCUCAGCUGCGAAUAUAUAUAUUUAUCUAUUUUUUUUUUUUUUUUAACACGAUAAAUAUAUCAACGAUUAUUUGAGUUGUGGACGAAACCGAGCUGAGAAGAUGAACACGGAGCGGGACCUCUCGCCUCUAACGCCCAACAUUGUGAGGGCUCUAAAUGACAAACUGUACGAGAAGAGGAAAGUGGCAGCUCUGGAAAUAGAGAAGCUGGUACGAGAAUUUGUGGCUCAGAACAAUUCCACUCAGAUUCGACACAUUAUCCAGAUCCUGGCCUCGGAGUUUGCACUUUCCCAGCACCCCCACAGCCGCAAAGGAGGUCUGAUUGGACUGGCCGCCUGCUCCAUCGCCCUGGGUAAGGACUCGGGUUUGUAUCUGAAGGAGCUGAUCGAACCUGUGCUCACGUGUUUCAAUGACUCAGACAGCCGUCUGCGGUACUAUGCCUGCGAGGCCCUCUAUAACAUCGUCAAAGUGGCUAGGGGGGCUGUGUUGCCCCACUUCAACCUCCUCUUCGACGGGCUCAGCAAGCUUGCGGCUGAUCCGGACCCCAACGUUAAAAGCGGGUCGGAACUCUUGGAUCGACUGCUGAAAGACAUAGUGACAGAAAGCAGUAAGUUCGACCUCGUGGCUUUUGUCCCACUGCUGAGAGAGAGAAUUUACUCCAAUAAUCAGUAUGCCCGGCAGUUCAUCAUUUCCUGGAUUCUUGUUCUGGAGUCAGUACCGGAUAUCAACUUGUUGGAUUACCUCCCAGAGUUCCUGGAUGGGCUUUUUCAGAUCUUGGGAGACAACAGUAAAGAGAUCCGUAGGACAUGUGACGUGGUGCUGGGAGAGUUCCUGAAGGAGAUCAAGAAGACACCGUCCAGUGUGAAAUUUGCCGAGAUGGCCAACAUCCUCGUCAUCCACUGCCAGGCGGCGGAUGAGAGUAAGCUCACGAACGACCAGAUUCAGCUGACAGCUAUGACCUGGAUGAGGGAAUUCAUCCAGCUUGCAGGCAGAGUGGUGCUUCCUUACUCCUCUGGCAUCCUCACUGCUGUGCUGCCUUGCCUCUCCUACGAUGACAGAAAGAAAAACACAAAAGAAGCAGCCAGUGCCUGUAAUUACAGUCUGAUGAAGCUGGUGACUCCAGAAGAUGAUGAGGAUGAUGAGGAGGAGAAAGGUGGGGGCACAGGAUCACCAACCAAGGGGGACAACCUGCCCAAGAUGGAAAGGGACUGCAACGAUAUGCUGAACGCUUCACAAGAAUCUGCUGGAUUCAGUAACAUCAGCUUCUUUACUCCGGCCAGUGGUGACAGGCCUCAGGUAACAUUGGACUUGGACAGUAUCGUUCAGGUGUUGGACCGCCACCUUCACGACUCGUCCACUGGCAUGAUGACUCGCAUAGCUGUGCUUAAAUGGCUCUACCACCUCUAUAUCAAGACGCCACGCAAGAUGUUCCGCCACACCGACAGCCUUUUCCCCAUGUUGCUGAAGACUUUGUCAGACGAGUCUGAUGAGGUCAUCCUGAAAGAUCUGGAAGUGCUGGCUGAGAUAGCAUCAUCUCCUGCCGGACAAACUGACUUAAGCAGUUCCUGUGACAGCACUGACAGCAAGCUGAUCCUGAAGGUCCCAGAGGGCGCCAACCCGGUAAAACAGCAAGGUGGAGGCAGCAAAGUGGUUGACACAUCACCCUCUACUCCCAGUAUGAACUCCUAUUUUUACAAGUUCAUGAUCAACCUCCUGAAACGCUUCAGUCUGGAGAGGAAGCUUCUAGAGCGCAGAGGCGCUUUUAUUAUCAGGCAGUUAUGUUUGUUGCUUCAUGCGGAGAACAUCUUCCACUCCAUGGCGGACAUCUUGCUGAAGGAGGAGGACCUAAAAUUUGCCUCCACCAUGGUUCAGACGCUCAACACUAUCCUGCUCACCUCUGCUGAACUCUUCCAGUUACGAAACCAGCUGAAGGAUCUGCACACUCUGGAGAACUGUGACUUGUUUUGCUGCCUGUAUCGCUCCUGGUGCCACAACCCCGUGGCCACUGUGUCGCUCUGCUUCCUCACGCAGAACUACAAACACGCCUACGACCUCAUCCAGAAGUUUGGAGAUCUGGAGGUGACAGUGGACUUCCUGAUUGAGGUGGACAAGCUGGUGCAGCUCAUUGAAAGCCCAAUUUUCACCUACCUGCGUCUCCAGCUCCUCGAUGUGGAAAACAACCCCUACCUGAUCAAGGCGUUGUACGGUUUGUUGAUGCUGCUGCCACAGAGCCAGGCAUUCCAGCUGCUGUCCCACCGCCUGCAGUGUGUCCCCAACCCAGAGCUCAUGAGGACUGUGGAUAAAUCCAAACACGUGGACUCAAAACGGCAAGCAGUCUGCCAGAGUGCACCCCAGCCUCACAUCAAUUACAACGAGCUGCUUCAGCACUUUGACUGCGUCCAGGACAAACACCUGGAGGCCCGACAGAAGCGCUCUGGACGUGCCUCUGACCACUCUGACAGGAAGCUGAUGUGAUUUAUUUAUUCGUUUAUUUAUUUAUUUUAAUCAUGCCACAUGGCUUCCUGGUUCUCUGGGGGCGGGGAAUACAAAAACAUGAAAGAAAACGAUUAAAGAUGGGAAAAAAAGGAAAGUUUCACUGGAAAAAAAAAUGCUACUGAAAGCAAAAAGUAUUAAUCAUCAGGUGCAGCAUGUUUGUAAAUAUUAUUGUUGACUAUUAGGAGAAUAUGAGAGAGGAAAAACCAACACUGAAGAGAAAGACAUGUAACAGUUCAUACAUCAAACACUUGUGGUGAUAACAGCUGAAGGCUAUGUUCCAAUCGUGCUUCAUCAGUAACCGAAUUAAAGAGGUCAUAUUUUGAAAGAAAAUGAUUUUGGAAACGUUUCAUGUUAAACCUUUAAAGUCCCGCCAUCCUGUGACCUGCAGUGGUUCAUUUAGACCUCUGUAACACACGGAAUACCGUAUCUGGACUUUUGCUUCCUGUGACACGCCUCCAUGGUUUUUCAAGAUGACAAGCAUCAAAUUCUUUAUUUGCACUAAAACGCACCUUACAGACUUGGGUGCAUCGCCUGUCUGUGAGAUGUGUUUGACAACAAACUUUAAAAUCUGUUUUUAGUCUGCAGAGUCAACUAUAUUAGCUUUCUGAAAAGAUGUAGAAUAUGACCCCUUUAAAUGUUUGCAGGGUUUGGAAGGGCAUUCCCGUGUUAAAUAUAGCACUCUCCAUAGCUAUUUGAUUUCCCCGUCAGCUGCAGUGUUUUGCAGAGGUAUGAAUGGAGCAUGCGCAGCUCACUCUGACCAUGAAAACAUCUCACACGCACAUAAAAUGUGUUGAGUUCUCGGAUUUUCAGCUUUUGAAACCUACAGAUGACUGAAGUCUUAAAUUCUGCACUGGAAGUUGUUGUACCUCAUGCUUUUUAUUCUUCACAGAAGUGAUCAGAAACAUUUCUCAUCGCCUUACUCCUUUGUACGUUUGUUUGCAUUUGCAUUCUUAAAAUAUGUGCACUGUUGUCUUUCCUGUGUAAAAAUCAAUAAAGUGGACCAUGUGAU
Molecule: messenger RNA, 3613 nt
Organism: Thalassophryne amazonica
Lineage: Eukaryota; Metazoa; Chordata; Actinopteri; Batrachoidiformes; Batrachoididae
Gene: vac14
Product: vac14 homolog (S. cerevisiae)
Exons: 1
Coding region: 211-2583 (790 amino acids)
Biological process (GO): positive regulation of kinase activity; phosphatidylinositol biosynthetic process
Cellular component (GO): PAS complex; endosome membrane
Source: RefSeq, a predicted model, not a curated record